Thalassophryne amazonica is the source of this 1712-nucleotide messenger RNA. RefSeq names its product 2-oxoisovalerate dehydrogenase subunit alpha, mitochondrial-like. Gene Ontology annotation, molecular function: oxidoreductase activity, acting on the aldehyde or oxo group of donors, disulfide as acceptor. Lineage: Eukaryota; Metazoa; Chordata; Actinopteri; Batrachoidiformes; Batrachoididae. The record is from RefSeq and is a predicted model, not a curated record. Gene Ontology annotation, biological process: branched-chain amino acid catabolic process.
AAAGCUCACAGUGUGAGGGCUUUAUCGUGUUUAACGUUGAGCGCUUGCUUGGAAUUACAGAAAUAUACUAAUAUUGUUAAAUUCCACAGAAAGUGUUAAGUAAAAGAGCAGCUCUGAGGAGCAUGAACAAAAUGUAUGGAAUAUGUCUGACAGCAGGACUCAAGGCGUCCAGGCUGCUUCGCAGAGGCUUCAGAGUCAGCGCUGUACAUCAGCAGCAGCCUUUUGACUCCACAGCGGAAAAGCCUCAGUUCCCUGGAGCAUCGGCUGAAUUUGUGGAUAACCUUGAGUUCAUUCAGCCCAAUGUCAUCUCUGGUAUCCCAGUGUAUCGGGAUGACAGGCAGGGCAACAUCGUCAACCCGUCUCAAGACCCUCAGCUUUCCAAAGAAACUGUUUUAAACUUUUACCAGAAGAUGACAAUCCAUACAAUGGAUCGCAUUCUAUAUGAAUCUCAGAGACAAGGUCGAAUCUCUUUCUACAUGACUAAUUAUGGUGAGGAAGGGACACAUAUUGGCAGUGCUUCUGCUCUUGACCCCAACGAUUUAGUCUUCGGCCAAUAUAGAGAAGCUGGAGUGUUGAUGCUUCGAGGUUUUCCUCUGGAUUUGUUCAUGGCUCAGUGCUACGGCAAUGCAGAUGACCUUGGCAAAGGCCGGCAGAUGCCCGUGCACUAUGGCAGCAAAGAGCUGAACUUUGUCACCAUCUCCUCUACUCUAGCCACGCAGAUUCCUCAAGCUGCUGGUGCUGCAUAUGCAGUAAAGAGAGAAAACAUCAACCGCAUUGUUAUCUGUUAUUUUGGAGAGGGAGCAGCCAGUGAAGGGGACACACAUGCCGGUUUCAACUUUUCCGCCACUCUUGAAUGUCCAAUAAUAUUCUUCUGCCGCAACAAUGGCUAUGCCAUCUCUACACCCACUAAUGAGCAGUACCGAGGUGAUGGCAUUGCUGCCCGUGGUCCAGGUUAUGGCAUGUUGUCAAUCCGUGUUGAUGGCAAUGAUGUGUUUGCUGUGUACAAUGCUACAAAAGAAGCUCGCCGCAGAGCUGUGGCAGAGAAUCAGCCUGUCCUCAUCGAGGCCAUGACCUACAGAAUUGGCCACCACAGCACCAGCGAUGACAGUUCAGCUUACCGCUCAGUGGACGAGGUCAACUACUGGGACAAGCAGGACCAUCCGAUCUCCAGGCUGAGGCAUUACAUGACGGCCCGUGGCUGGUGGAGCGAGGACGAUGAAAGGAGCUGGAGGAAGCAGUCCCGCAAAACAGUGAUGGAGGCUUUUGAGAGAGCUGAGAAGCGCAAGAAGCCGAAACCAGACCUGCUCUUCACUGAUGUGUAUGAUGAGAUGAUACCCAGCCUGACCAAGCAGCAGGAAUCCCUGAAGAGACACGUGCAACAGUACAAAGAGCAUUACCCGCUCGACCUGUACGAAACAUAAAGCGUGCAAAGAACAGAUGUAGGAGCAAGCAAGUGUUGAUCUGGAAACUGUUGCACACCUUUUACUGUACGCAUCAAAUCUAGUUUUGAUCGGUACCCAUUUCAACAUUACUAAGGACAGUGGGGUUUGUAGCUCUUUUUACAUUUAAUCUUCUUCAAACAUCUGGGUUUGGUGCCUUAUGUCAACAAGUCCCACAAAUACAACAGUCAUCUAGGUUCUUUUUACCCAUACAAGUAUGACCAAAUUACUCAGACAUGAUCUGUAACACUGAGCAAUAAAUGGUGGUUUUCA